UUGAACUUAGAUUUUUCGGUGAAAAAUAGUAGUUUGUACCUUAAAUAAAGUGUUUUCAAGUUUUCAGCGCGGUAUCUCGACUACACGCAGUGUGAAUUACCUGUAAAAACUCGAAAGGUAUCUAAAAAUAGAAAGAGGAGGUGUGUCUGAUUUGGAGCGAUCUGAUUGGUCGUUUAACCUGUGACGUCAUAUCUACCAUAACCUAAACUAGACAAUCGUGAACGAAGGCGAAACAGCGUUAAUUUUAUCGUUAUCAUGGCUGGAAUCGACUUGAACCCCGACGAAAUCCAGUUUAUAGUUCAACCUUACCAGUUUGAGCCACAUCGAGGACCAGAACAACCCCUGUCAUCGUCAGAAUCUUCAAGUGAGAGCGACUCUGAGCGAGAUUCUGACAUCGACGAUGUUGCGACUGAUGAAUGGUGCACCUGUAAUAACUGCGUUGCUAUGCCUACUGCAACAGAGAGAAGAUGCUGCCAGAGCUUUGCAGUUUGCCAGCCAAAACUGGAUGAAGCCACGAUAACCUGCAUCACAAUGCAUGAAGCCUUUCAAGUCAACUGCUUGAACCACCACGUCCUUGAGCUCUCCUUCUACGAGUACCUAGAUUACAAUGGGCCUAUUGGAGAUGAAGAACCAGUCCAUGAACUCUACCGGUACAUUGCUUAUCGCAGAUACACCAGAUGGUUGUGGCAUCGCCUGGGGAAAAAGACUAGGAAGGUUAUUCCCUCAUGUGUAGUGAGUGCCAUUCGCACCAGAUUUCCAUCUGACGAGUACACAGGAUUUAGGUAUCCUAGAGACUACUGAGUAAGAAUUCAUCGUAAAAGACCAAGAAAGAAGAAAUGUGACAUGUCUCAAUGGAUUUAUUUUGUUCUGAACAAUAUUAACUAUUGACUACAAUAUGUUUGUGCAUUAAAAUCUAAGUAUAUCAGGACAUUCAAAAUGUCUAUAUGCAUGAGUUGUUAAUUUAAAUAAAUAUGAAAAACAUCAACCUUGUUGUAGUUUUAUACAUGUAAAUACAUAAUAUUGAUAUAUAUAAAAACAUAUAUAGACAUUUAAAGGAAAAAUACCCGGUACUGCAUCUUAUUGAACCAGAUGGCAUUUAUAGACAUA
Molecule: messenger RNA, 1107 nt
Organism: Magallana angulata
Lineage: Eukaryota; Metazoa; Mollusca; Bivalvia; Ostreida; Ostreidae
Product: P2X purinoceptor 7-like
Exons: 3
Coding region: 256-801 (181 amino acids)
Source: RefSeq, a predicted model, not a curated record